AUGAAUUUGCAAAAUCCAAAGGUCGCUCGAGUCACAAGCUUGGAUCCGGCAGAAUUUAUGUAUGAUCUCUCAGAUCUUGAUGACACAAUUGAUCCCAGUGAUGCUGAGUUCGUAGAUGUGCUACAUACGUCAUGGGUGUCACGUGUUCCAAAGGGUCACGUGGAUUUCUAUCCAAAUAAUGGAGAUACGGGUCACAUGAUGGCUGUCUAUUAUUACACUGACUCUAUCAAAGCAAAGUGUAGAUAUACAUCAUAUAAAUGCACCAACUGGAAAGACUUUGAAGCAGGAAAAUGUGCUACAGAUUGCAGCAACAACAGCUGUAAUGAGAUGGGACAUUAUGCUAGUCCAGAUAAGGCCAGGGGACGAGUGUACAUAAAUGUUAAAGACGAUGCCCCAUAUUGUCGAUAAUAUGAAAAUACGACUGUCUUUGAUUCAUACUAAAUUCAAAGAUUAAAGCAUUAUACUUGAUAUAAUCAAUACAGCAUGUGUUAUUUUUUCCAACGCGUCUUUUAGUUAAUUCACAAUCUCCGAGCAUUUCAUUUCGUUUAGUGCAAAUUGGCUGCUUUAGAAAUGCAUUGAACGAACUGUCACGGGCUUAGAAAGG
Molecule: messenger RNA, 604 nt
Organism: Owenia fusiformis
Lineage: Eukaryota; Metazoa; Annelida; Polychaeta; Sabellida; Oweniidae
Source: the annotation of a GenBank genome assembly